Owenia fusiformis is the source of this 745-nucleotide messenger RNA. NCBI's taxonomy places the organism in Eukaryota, Metazoa, Annelida, Polychaeta, Sabellida, Oweniidae. The record is from the annotation of a GenBank genome assembly.
AUGAACAGACGUACGAACGAACGGAUGGACAUCUUAAUCUUCUCAAUAUUCCUUCUCGACAUGGCUACUUCCAAAAGAAUCAACAUGAUGUUUACAACAUGUUUACUUUGCUUGUUUGCGGUCUUCGCAGUUGUUGCAGCAAAUGCUUUAAAUAAUCAUAUCACGAUCCCUCCAAAAUGCUGUCCACCACAGCUCUAUCAGGCUAAUGUUCGACUGAUUCAAGGCCUCAGUAUCAACGGACAAGGUAUGUCCCAGCAUUUAGAUGGCCACUGGUGGUAUGAUCGACGCAAUAAAACAAACGCAUUUGAAGGAAUUAUGAUCUUAAAUGGCAAAGAGUCACAAGUUAACUUCAUACAGGACAAUGUGGCAAAGAAACAAUACAAUAUUAAUAAAGCAACGAGAACCUGUCAAGUAAUGGCACAGCCCUUUCCUCCAUUUGAUGGAUGCGUCCCCGAGGAUGCAAAGUUUAUGGGACAAGAAACUCUUGGGAGAGAUUUCAUGGUGAACACAUGGAGUGGAGAGUUACAAGGUGACACAUACAAUUUCGCCUUUGAAGAGACAUUGACUGCCGAUUGUAUCCCAGUUACAGUGACAACUAUUGGUGAAGCAAAUGCAGAAUGGGGAAAAACUGAUCUUACGUCGACUAUGCGGUUCUCCAGCUUCCAAGAAGGGAUUAAAGAUUUGAGUGUAUUUGACAUUCCUGACUAUUGUUCAAAGUAACUUUGAUUUCCAAAAGAAUAAUGAC